AUGGCUAUAAUAGAUGCAAUGGCAGCAGUUCCGAAUAUAGUGGCCAAGAAUCCGCCAAAUUCCUAUGCAGCUGAAGAUAGCCAAAAAAGUGGUGGACGGUUGGGCUGUAUCAAAAGGGUAGCAACUGAAGAAUAUCUUGAGGUCACACUUGGUAGUUAUAAUGAACAUCUUUAUGAUAGAGAAAUGGCAGACGGUGUCCCACUGUCGUCAUGUCCAAGAUCACAAGCUUCUCCGUAUGGCUACGCAGACUCAAGGCCGAGUGGCGUAUUCGUUUCUGACAGAGCAAGAGGAUAUCGAAAUCCGUUUGGCAAUUAUUUCGACGACGUUGAAUAG
Paraglomus brasilianum is the source of this 333-nucleotide messenger RNA. Lineage: Eukaryota; Fungi; Glomeromycota; Glomeromycetes; Paraglomerales; Paraglomeraceae. The record is from the annotation of a GenBank genome assembly.